Molecule: messenger RNA, 1795 nt
Organism: Amphimedon queenslandica
Lineage: Eukaryota; Metazoa; Porifera; Demospongiae; Haplosclerida; Niphatidae
Product: elongator complex protein 3
Exons: 16
Coding region: 77-1732 (551 amino acids)
Biological process (GO): tRNA wobble base 5-methoxycarbonylmethyl-2-thiouridinylation
Cellular component (GO): nucleus; cytoplasm; elongator holoenzyme complex
Molecular function (GO): acyltransferase activity, transferring groups other than amino-acyl groups; iron-sulfur cluster binding
Source: RefSeq, a predicted model, not a curated record
AUUCCAUUCGGAAUCGAAAUUCGAAGGAUCGAAUGCUCUGGACUCGGAAUUGCCCAUCACUAAUAACCUGAAGGAGAUGGGGAAAAAUAAAGGAAAGAAAGCUCCUCAAGUUUCAAAAGCAGAACGAAUGGUAAUGACCGUUUCUGAGAUUGUCCGUACUCUAAUUGAAGCACACGAAAAAGGAGAAGACGUUAAUUUAAACAGAUUAAAAGGAGAGGUGGCUAGUAAGAAUGGUCUCUCUACUCAACCUCGUCUUGUUGAUAUAAUAGCAGCUGUGCCUCCCGACUAUCGUAAAGCUUUGUUACCCAAAUUAAAGGCUAAACCUAUUCGUACAGCAUCGGGUAUUGCGGUUGUUGCCGUCAUGUGUAAGCCACACAGGUGCCCUCACAUCACCUUCACUGGUAACAUCUGCGUUUAUUGUCCUGGAGGUCCAGAUUCAGAUUUUGAAUAUUCUACACAGUCUUAUACAGGAUAUGAGCCAACAUCAAUGAGAGCUAUAAGAGCAAGGUAUAAUCCUUACCUUCAGUCAAAGCACAGACUAGCUCAGUUGAAGCAGCUGGGUCAUUCCAUUGAUAAGGUAGAGUACAUCGUGAUGGGCGGCACCUUCAUGGCACUGGACGACGCCUACAAAGACUUCUUCAUUCGUAAUCUUCACGACGCACUUUCUGGUCACACAAGCAACUCUGUUGAAGAAGCUGUCAAAUAUUCUGAGAGGAGUAUUGUAAAAUGCAUUGGCAUUACAAUAGAGACAAGGCCGGACUACUGCCUCAGAAAGCACUUGAGUCAGAUGCUCUCCUAUGGCUGUACUAGAUUAGAAAUCGGAGUGCAGAGUGUCUAUGAGGAUGUAGCCAGAGACACAAACAGAGGUCACACUGUGAAUGCAGUAUGUGAGUCCUUCGUGGCAGCCAAGGAUGCUGGUUUUAAAGUAGUGGCCCACAUGAUGCCUGACCUACCUAAUGUUGGACUGGAGAGAGAUAUAGAGCAAUUCAUUGAAUUUUUUGAGAACCCUGCUUUCAGAGCAGACGGACUCAAAAUCUACCCAACCCUCGUAAUAAGAGGAACUGGACUAUACGAACUAUGGAAAACAGGUCGAUACAAGAGUUACCCACCAUCAGUCCUUGUUGAUUUAGUGGCUCGGAUACUCUCCCUCGUUCCUCCAUGGACUCGAGUAUAUCGGGUACAAAGGGAUAUACCAAUGCCACUGGUAACCUCAGGGGUGGAGCAUGGUAACUUGAGGGAGCUAGCAUUAGCUAGGAUGAACGAUCUUGGGACUAAAUGUCGUGAUGUUAGGACUAGGGAGGUUGGGAUACAAGAGAUUCAUCACAAGGUCAGUCCUUACGAGGUUGAGCUGAUUCGAAGAGACUACGUCGCUAAUGGAGGCUGGGAAACGUUCCUAUCUUAUGAAGAUCCUAAGCAAGAUAUUCUUAUUGGGCUCCUUCGCCUCAGAAAAUGUUCAGAAGAAACCUACCGACCAGAAUUGGUCGGAGGUGUCUCCAUUGUACGAGAAUUACAUGUCUAUGGCAGUGUUGUUCCAGUUAGUUCGAGAGAUCCAGGAAAAUUCCAGCACCAGGGAUUCGGGAUGUUACUGAUGGAAGAAGCGGAAAGGAUCGCAUUGGAAGAGCAUGGCUCUAACAAGAUUGCUGUCAUUUCUGGUGUCGGUACACGGAAUUAUUAUCGCAAGAUUGGCUACGAACUAGAAGGCCCAUACAUGACAAAGAGUUUAUUGUUAUGAUACUAAUGAUUGUUAUUAUCUGUAUUCAUGCUUAUUUGUAAAAUCAUUGUGCUUUUGUCUGUA